GGCCAAACACAAUCUUCACAAAGAGGGGGUUGUGUUGUAGCUGGCAUACAGUAUGCCCCAAAGGGAAAACAAAAGAGAGGGGUGCAGGGACAGCAGGGUUUGUUGGGUCACUCUAGGUUAAUGAAUUUUCAGAGCAAGGCGGAAUAAUGUUUUGUGACAGCCAUUAAAUCUGUGAAGAUAGUUUACUAAUUUCCAUCAUCACACAACAGAAGGGCGUAUAGAGAGAGAGAGCUAGAGAGGUGGGGGUUCCACAGGACAGAUGAACCCCCAGAAUACAACAAAACAAACAACAGUAAAUGUCACUGUCACUAUCACAGUGUCACUUUGUUUUUCUCUCUGGAAUGUUCCUUUUCGGGUGUCAUGCUGUCCUGAAGGAAUUAAUUAAGACGAUAUGGAAAGCGGUGGACUAAACCGUACUGUAGAGAGGCAUUGAGUUUUGGGUAGACAAACAAAUCCACCCCUGUGUUUGGACUACUCCUUCCGUGCUGAUAACCCCUCAACAGUCGACUCAUUUCUCUGCAAAUCAUCGUGAUGACACUGUACUCUAUGUGACUGAGGUCCUGGUGGCGGUGAAGAAUGAGGUCUGUUAUGGUAGUGUCUGGAGGGGAGAAGGGCCCGCGGUCUCGCGUGGGCCCGAUGAGAUGGCUGCUGUGCCUGGGUGGCCAGCACAUGGAGGACCCAGUGGACGCCAACCCUGGGGUGUGGCUCCAGAGCUUCCAGCUGCUGGACAUGGAACAUAACGACCAGGAUCCUGUGCAGGAGUGGGCCGACGAGCUAGAGGAGGACAUCGUGUAUGGUGUCACUCUGCGCCGCGAGCCGGUCCAGUCCCCCACUGAACCAGACGAGGCCCAGCCCGUGUCUAGCUUUAUUCAGUACCGGACCCAUAAGGUCCGCAGGGUCAAGGCCGCCACCUUAGACCGCCUGGUGGGCCAGCUACUGGACACAGAAUGCCAGGACCCUGACUACGGACGCAUCUUCCUCUCCACUUACCGAGCCUUCACAACCCCCAACACCCUUAUUGAGCAGCUGUUCCAGAGAGAUGACAUGGUUGUGAACCUGGACAACGGCGUCUGCCUGAGAAGAGAAGUACAAGGUAUGACGUUUCAUCCACUGGUCUGUUUCUCGCCCAACAGCCCUCUGCUGCCCCUGAUCAGCAUGUGGCUGGAGGACUACAAGGAGGACCUGCGGGAGCCUCCGCAGCACCAGGCCCUCAGGGUGCUCUGCGUCCACCUCACCCACCGCGUCUGCUUCCGCCGCCUCGCAGGCCAGGCCAAGGCCCUCCUCAGGAAGUUCCAGGAUGAAGAUAACCACACCAGCGCUGCUGCCUCUGCCCCAGAGCCCUGUGUCGCUGCCCAGGAGGAGGAGGAGGAAUCAGGGGAACUCACAGGGGAACUAGGCAGCAACCUCAAAGACCCAGAGAUACCGCAUCAGUUCAUGGACUUCACAGAACAAGACAUCGCAGAGCAGCUAACACAACUGGAUGCUGAGCUCUUUGUUAAAGUCGUCCCGUUCCACUGCGUCGGUUGCGUCUGGUCCCAGCGAGACAAGAAGGAGAACCGCGAUAUCGCCCCGACCGUGCGCGCCACCAUUGCCCAGUUCAACGCCGUCACCAACCGGGUCAUCACCUCGCUGCUGUGCUACCCCACAGAGCCCGUCUCCUCCAGCGGCCCCGCCCAAAGGGCGAAGGUCAUCGAGAAGUGGAUCACAGUGGCCAAGGAGUGCAGGCAGCUGAGGAACUUCUCGUCCCUCCGAGCCAUCCUAUCAGCGCUCCAGUCCAAUGCAGUCUACAGGCUGAAGAAGACCUGGACGGCUGUCAGCAGGGAGAGCCUUGAAGCCUUUGAUCAACUGUGCGAGACGUUCCCCGAUGAGAACUGCGUGCUGACCAGCAGGGAGAUCCUGGUCGAGGUGGACAGCCCCUCAGCAGAGGGUAACCCUGCACCCAAGUCCCCCAAACUCUGUCCUCUGUCCAGGCAGCUUGGCACCAACAGGGGGAUAAUUCCAUAUCUGGGCACUUACCUAACCGUUCUCACCAUGCUGGACACCGCGCUGACCGACACAGUUGAGGGCGGGCUCAUCAACUUUGAGAAGCGGAGACGGGAGUUUGAGAUCGUCGCCCAGAUCAGGCAGCUCCAAGCCUCCUGCUCAAACUACCGGCUGAAGCCUCACCCACACAUCAGCUCCUGGCUGGCAGAGGGCAGUCUGCUCACCGACCAGCAGAGCUAUGAGCUGUCCCAAGAGCUGGAGCCCCCGGUGGACCCCUGUCCCAACUCACCCAGCUGGAGCCACCGCCUCAUCUCCAAGAAGAUCACCUCGCUGCUGACCAACAGUGAGAGUUCGGGCAGAAAGACCCACGCCGACCAGAUCAGUGUUUCCUCGUCUGGAUCCAGUGGCUCUGAGAUGGAGGACAUGUCCAGCCCCAGCGCCUCCCCUCUCAGACUUAAACUCCAGUCUCUCUCCAACUCCUGUCAGAAUGUGGCUGAAGACUUCUCCUCGUGCUCCUCGACGUCCCCCACUCCCUCCAGCUCCUCCAACAGCUCCUCCCAGACCGACCUGACACCCCUCAGCCCCGACAGCUCUUCCUCCUCCAUCUCCUCCUCAUCCUCCUCAUCCUCUUUUUCUCCACCUCCAUGUGCCCGUCUCCCCGUCUACAACAAGCAGGUGGCUGACUCCUGUAUCGUGCGGGUCAACGUGGAGUUUGGCAACAACGGCAAUGUCUACAAGAGCAUUCUGCUGACGAGUCAGGAUAAGACCCCCCAGGUGGUUCAGAAGGCUUUGGAGAAGCACAACCUGGAGGGGAUGGACUGCCACGCCUUCAGCCUGAGCCAGGUGCUGUCCCAAGACAAAGAGUUGUUGUUCCCAGACAAAGCCAACGUGUUCUAUGCCAUGUGCACGUCGGCCAACUAUGACUUUGUGCUGAGACAGCGCUGGAGGAAUCACGGCAGAACCCUGGGCUCAUCCUCCAGAUCCCUGGGCUCAUCCUCCAGCCCGUGCCCCGUGGCUCGAGUGCGGCACGGCAAAUGAAAACCACUGGCUGUUGGUCUGCCGUUACUCUCUAGCUCUCUAGCUCAAGAGCGCCCCCCUGCUGCUAAUAUGUAAAACUACACGAGGAGAAGUGCAGCACACACACCUGCCUUUCUGAGGAGAUGUGUGCAGAUUGCACAAUAGUUAGAAUAUUUUUUUUAUUAACAUAAAAUGUCAGGUUAGGGAUCCCAUCUGAUCUCGGACUCACAGAAAAGGAAAGAGCGUGGGACACGUGCAAUGAACAGAGCGGAAACAGAGGAAGGCUCAAGUCACUCGGGCGCUAGCUUUGGAGUGGGACAGACAAGGACACACAUUGGAAUGGUGCUUAAUGGAAGGCCAACACUCCUUUCUCUCCAAGGCAGCAAUGUUUGACGUAAACAUCUCCAGCACUUUAGUACAUCAUCUGCAAAUCACUGCACUAGCAGUUCUGCCUCUGCAGCUCGUUCAAUGGAGGGUCUUUACGAUGAUCUACAGUGAGAAGGACAUCUUGGCACAGCGAGGCCUAUUUUAUAGAGAACCGCUUUUCUCUGCAGUCAUUCCAACAAUGCUGCACAAGCAUCUGGAGGAUUGCCAUUCUGUUAUUGGGGCGACAUGAUGGAAUUCAGCUGUGGGACACAAACAAAGACCUCAACUGACAUAAAAAUGAACAGAGAACUCUGGUGGUAAACACAGCCAUAGGCUGGACAGAGUAUAAACUACAGACCAGGGAAGGAACCAUGGGAACUGAUUGUAUGACGAGAUUGAUGGUCCAGUUUAGGGGUCUAUCCGGGACUAAAAUUGUUCGAUCCCCUCUCUAACAAAAACAUGCACUAUGCUACUGCUUUCAGGCUAAUAAUUAAAUAUUACACAGAGUUAUAUACAGUUUUAAAUGAAGAGAAGCUGAUAACUAUUGAAAAUGAUGUUUGAGACUAGAUUUGUGUCAGUCUUAAUUUUAAUGCCAUUACAUUUCAGUGUUAAUUGUGAAUGUGAAUGUAAUCAGUUUUAUGUGUUUGCUCAUGUGUGUCAGCAUUUGUGGUGUCAGUUUUUGUUUUUACUUUUUUUCUUCUGAUGAAAUUCUUGCUUUUGGGGAGCUUUUUCAAUCUAUAAGUCUAAAUGUAAGGAUGUAUGAACAGGACAUGCAGAUGUGGACUAACAUAUAAGUGAGGAGGUAACACUGCCUUGUGUAUGUCCGUUAAUUCCCUUUGUGUUUCAUGAAGGAUUGUUACUGUUGAAGGAUUGCCACUGUUAUUGUUGAAGGAGUGUUCCUGCAGACAUCAGUCAAAUACAAGCUAGAGAUGAGUUUCUCUGAAGCCUCAUAGUGAAUGGGUUUAUCGAGAGUAAUAUGAAGUGAAGACCUGCGACUUGGUGUGCACAUGAAUGAUACCGUAUGUGUGAUUUGAGUGAUGAUUUGAGUGCGGUGUGAGGAUCUUAAAUCAUGGAUGCGGUCAGACAGCUGAUUGUUUAAUGGAGUGGUCAGAAGGUGAAGGCGUGAGUGAUGCACAAACAAGGUUAAAGGGUUAGUAUCUCAAAUGCACAAAAUGCUUUAGAGGCUUCUUCAGUAAUAGUAGAAGGCCAGAGAGGCUCUGGGGAUGCGGUGACUGUUUGUUUGUGUGGUUUGUGUUUCAGGUAAAUUAUUUUAAGACUAUAUUUUAAACCAUGAAAUAUUAAAUAAAAAUUAAUAUUAAAUGUACUCAACUCUGUGUUUUUCAACAUUUGGUGGAUAGAUUUCUCAGGACUGACCGAAGAGGUCCUCUGAUGUUCAAUUCUUGGGAUUCAUCAAUUUCAUAAUUUUGGAAUUUCAGAUCAGUGAUUUCCUUUAAUGUCUAGACAUGUUGGAUGUGCAUUCAGUGAUCUCCUUUAAUGUCUAGAACUGUUGGAUGUGCAUUCAGUGAUCUCCUUUAAUGUCUAGACCUUUUGGAUGUGCAUUCAGUGAUUUCCUUUAAUGUCUAGAACUGUUGGAUGUGCAUUCAGUGAUCUCCUUUAAUGUCUAGACCUGUUGGAUGUGCAUUCAGUGAUCUCCUUUAAUGUCUAGACCUGUUGGAUGUGCAUUCAGUGAUCUCCUUUAAUGUCUAGACCUGUUAGAUGUGCAUUCAGUGAUCUCCUUUAAUGUCUAGACAUGUUGGAUGUGCAUUCAGUGAUCUCCUUUAAUGUCUAGACCUGUUGGAUGUGCAUUCAGUGAUCUCCUUUAAUGUCUAGACCUGUUGGAUGUGUAUUCAGUGAUCUCCUUUAAUGUCUAGACCUGUUGGAUGUGUAUUCAGUGAUCUCCUUUAAUGUCUAGACCUGUUGGAUGUGCAUUCAGUGAUCUCCUUUAAUGUCUAGACCUGUUGGAUGUGCAUUCAGUGAUCUCCUUUAAUGUCUAGACCUGUUGGAUGUGCAUUCAGUGAUCUCCUUUAAUGUCUAGACCUGUUGGAUGUGCAUUCAGUGAUCUCCUUUAAUGUCUAGAACUGUUGGAUGUGCAUUCAGUGAUCUCCUUUAAUGUCUAGACCUGUUGGAUGUGCAUUCAGUGAUUUCCUUUCCCUGUUGGAUGUGCAUGGGCAUCUGCAUAAAGUAAGUCUAAAGGACAGUGCCACGGUUCGUUCGAGGGACUUGGAAGACACAACAACCACCAGAUGGGUAACUAAAAUGAUUAAGAAGACGUAGAGUAAAGAAUAAGACAACAAUAAUCUGGAAUAAAGCUUUCUGAAUUGC
Molecule: messenger RNA, 5688 nt
Organism: Clupea harengus (Atlantic herring)
Lineage: Eukaryota; Metazoa; Chordata; Actinopteri; Clupeiformes; Clupeidae
Gene: rgl3a
Product: ral guanine nucleotide dissociation stimulator-like 3a
Biological process (GO): Ras protein signal transduction
Cellular component (GO): plasma membrane
Molecular function (GO): guanyl-nucleotide exchange factor activity
Source: RefSeq, a predicted model, not a curated record